This is a messenger RNA of Peniophora sp. CBMAI 1063, 5814 nucleotides long. The record is from the annotation of a GenBank genome assembly. NCBI's taxonomy places the organism in Eukaryota, Fungi, Basidiomycota, Agaricomycetes, Russulales, Peniophoraceae.
AUGCUUCGCGCAAAGCAACGGCUUUCAGCCGCAUUCUCGCACCGGAGCUCCCACACAAGUGAUGAACCGACUAUUGUUGGGAGUCCACUACAGUCGCUAGACUCUCCGGUUGCGAUCUCCGAAAUAUCCGUCCGCUCCACCGAUAUCGCCACGAUCAGCCGCAAGCUCACAAUUCUUGUAGAUGGCCGCGACAUCAUCGAGGAUGGGCACACGAUAGCAUUUCUUGAUCUGCGACCAUUGUUGACUUGGUCAAUCCAUCCACCUCUCGGCAUCGCACCUGGAGUUGGAUUGGAGAUAGAUAUCUUCCGCAAGAGGUCAAUCACCCAUCGGUCGCGAAGGCUGGUCGAGGUUAUCCAGGUCACAGGAAUGACACUGAUCGAGGCUUGCACCCUCGGCCAUGACUACGUUCACGAAGAGCCUCAUAGUCUCUUGAGCGCUUCCAUCUCUCUUCAGAGAGCUCAAGCGGCGACAUCGUCACGAGGCUCAACGUCUGAAGGAACCAUUGCACAAGGAUCCGGAAAUACACCUAGAAAUGCGAGUCGCAUCUCGUCGAAACCCAUCACCCUGAUUCUCCUAAGAUUGGAUGAACUGGAGCGCAUCGAUACUUUUGCCCCUUACUUGAGCAAGAUAUCAGAUCUUCGAGGCGCUAUUCACGCAAUCGUUGAGCCGGUAGAAAUGUCUUCACCAGCAUUGUUCAGUACAUUCGAAGCCCUAGGCAAUAUGAUCGCGUCAACUCUAGGGAUCCUUGUCUCUCCUGGCUGUCGCGAUCGCCCUCAAACCUGCCCUAAUACAGUCACCACUACACUGGCCUUGAUCCUCAACGCGUGCGCUCUCGUACGGGAUGUAUGGGGUCCUGCCUCGGGCAAAGCUGUGUCUCAGUGGCUUCAGGACUUGCUGGCUCAGUUCACCGUGUCUCUGAGACGCGCGAUGCGUAGCAUCGAAGGGCGCAAGGACGAGGUAUUAUCGACACGCAUCUACGACUCGGAUGACGUACCCAGUCAACACAACGACGUCCGCUUGAACAACUCCGAUUCUAGGAGCACGUUAUCGCUAGCUCAGGACAGAUUGAUCGAGCUCUUGGACCCUCACUUUCUCCCUACAGGCUACCCAACAUCUUUGUGCAUGGAAGGGACCCGUACUCAGAUUCUGAGUGACGUCGAAGAUUGGCUCAAUGACCUCGAGGCGCCAAAUCUGCUGUGGCUGCGCGGCGGACCCGGCAUGGGAAAGAAUACGCUGAUCUGGACCAUCGCCAAUAUGCUAGAACGUCGGCAACGCAACGCCAGUUUCUUCUUCUUCCGUUAUCAGCACUACACGCCAUUGGACCUCUGGCGCACGGUGGCCUGUAGUUUGGCAUGGUAUCACCCUGCUCUCAAGGCUGCAAUUACGGCCAACUUAGAGCGAAGCCCUGAUCUUCGUCGCGAUGUACCGCGAUUGUUCGAAAUGCUCAUCGCAGGUCCUCUGCGGGCCAACUCGCAAGCCCUAGUACGGGCUGACAUCGCACCGGUCAUUGUGAUCGGGUCUCUUGAUGCCUGCAUUCAAACCGACGAACGGCAGUGGCAUGCCCUUCUUGAGACGCUUGCGCAGUGGCUUCAGCUUCCGAAAGAGUGCAAACUUGUGUUCACCAGCUGUUACCAUGAAGAAAUCGAACACCAUCUUGGCGGGCGUCUGCCCACUAAGCGUAUCGAGAUCCUCCCCGAAGACAGUCAUCAGGACAUUUCGACUUACGUCCGUCGACGGGCACUCUCCAUCGAAGCCUCCACCGACGAGUCCGUUGAGACGACGCCUCUGAACGCGAAACAACUCGCUCAACUCGUCGAUCACGCAGCUGGGUUCUUCCUUUGGGCUCGUUCCGCCAUGGAUUACGUCGCUUCGUCGGCGGAUCGACCGCGAGCUCUGGAGACUCUUGCAACCAAAGGCCUUCAUCAGAAGCUAGACGAUGUCGAUGACAAGUUCGAUGGCUUGCUCGACGACGCGUUCGAGGGGAUCAAGCCGCCAGGAUUCAGAGCCACGUUUGGAGCUGUGUCCCUCGCCUUCCGUCCAGUUUCAGUCGCAGAGCUCGUCAAUUUGCUAGGAGAGAACUUCGCUCUCCGUCAACCGGCCGAUACAUGUUCUCGUCUGUCCAGUGUUCUUAACGUUGCGGAUGUGGCUCUCCAACGACUUUGUGUCUAUCAUCCUGCAUUCACUGCAUAUCUCACCGAUGCUCGACGAGUUGGGUUGCGCUAUGACGCGUUCCUCGUUGAUGAAGAUCGGACACAUCGCCGGUUUGCCCAUGCCGCAUCCCAUAUCGAUCCCGAGCUACCAUCGCAUGCGAUGACCUCGUCCCUUGAGUACGCUUGUCAGUACUGGCAUGAGCAUCUUCUCGCUACCAAGGGCGACGUUGAAGAAGAUAUGCUUCGGCACUUGAAUGAACUCUUCCGAGUGAAGCUUCUGUUUUGGAUGGAAGUUAUGAGCGGUCUUCGUGUCAUAGACUCCGCCGUGCGGGCUAUGACGCGUAUUGCUCGCCGGCUCCGAUCUCAAGAUCCGGAUCUCUCUGCACUGGCCGAUGAAGCAACUCGAUUUGUACUAGUUCAUACGGACGCCAUCGCAUCAAGCGCUGCACACAUAUACAACUCAGCAUUAGCAUUUCUUCCCAAGACCUCCCUUCUCCACCCUCUAUACUCUCACCUAUCCGACAAGACUCCGCGCGUCAUCACUGACCCGCCUUUGCGGUUGCAGCCGCUGGAUGCUCUCCACCAUAGGCAAGGAGAGGUGAAGUCGGUCUGCGUAUUCCCCGAUGGCACCUGUAUGCUAGUCGCUUUCCAGCCCGAUCCGGUGUCAAGCUUCGCGCUGUUACAAACGGUGGACAUUCAAUCUGGUGCUACCAUAAACACGUCAACCGCUAUCGAUGGAACGGUUAUGGACGUCAAGCUGUAUAUGGAUGGUGAAGGCGUAUGCGCGGCUGUAGCGGUGACGGACGGCACGCUGCAGCUGUGGUGCUUAUCAGAUGGCAUACAGCAUUCGGCUACCCUCAAAGGACACGAGGACUACGUACGCUGUGUAGACAUCGACCAGACCAGCUCACGGCUUGUUAGCGGAUCUGACGACUGUACAUUGAUUAUAUGGUCUACGUUGACGGCAAAGGCUUUGGGGAAACCCUACACGGGACACCGGGAUUGGAUCCGCGCAGUGCUUUUCACCGAAGAUGGACAGAAGAUCAUUAGCGGAUCAGAUGACAAGAGCAUCCGUGUUUGGGUUGCUUCGACUGGCGUAGAAUUGCGACGGAUAAGCGUACAUGGCAGCUCUGUCCGAUCCUUGGCGUUGUGCCCUUCUGGGCUCAUUUCCGGAGGAGACGAUGGGACCAUCGUGGUCACUUCGUUGGAAACGGGUUCUGAGUUACAUCGGCACUCACGCGCUCAUUUCUCGUCCAUUCGCACCAUAAUAUACGACUCUCUUGCACCGUAUGGGGCAUCCUUUGUGACAGGGGCCGCGGAUGGCACUGUGCAGCUAUGGGAUGACAGCAUUCAGCCCUUGGAGGAGCGUCUAUACUUGCAUCAAAGCAGCGUCGUGGAUAUCGCUCGGGUGGAUCGCUGUCUCGUCUCUGCGGCAGAAGAUGGCUCCAUUGCCGCGUGGACUCCUUGGAAUCUCUCGGAGACUCACGUUGACGCAAGCUUGCAAAACAACGAUGAGAAGCGCAGGCUCAACUCACGGAUGGGACCCGUACUGCUUGUUCAGGCGAACGAAGAAGACGACGAGGUCCUCGUACUCGAUGCGUAUGGCAUUUGGCGAUGGACAUUCGAAGGGGAUCUACGCUCUAGAUCCGAUUUCAUCUCGGAGUCUGAGCAUGCCCUUGGACCUGCAAGCGCCGUCGCGCUGUCUUUGGCUGGGAACAUCGCGGCAAUUGCCCUGAGUGAUGGGUUCAUUUGUCUCGUCGAUGCAUCGACUGGACACGCGCGACAUCUACCCUUCAGUGCUCAUGUCGCUGAAGUUGCUACUUUGGCGUUGUCUGCUGACGGAAAGCACCUCAUAUCCUCCGCAAGAGACGGUAGCGUCCAUGUCUGGUCGACUGACAGUGCUUCUCUCAUCGAUCCACCCAACCUGUCUGGCCUGCUCGCUAUGGGUAUACCAGAAGAAGAAGCUCCAGCAAUAGCCGCAUCGUCGACGCAUUACGUGUAUGCAUUGGACUCUGUUCAUCUUUACGAGUAUCAAGCAACAGACGAGACACCCCUAGCGGACGCUGAGGAUAAUGCUUCUGCAUUGGAGUUUUCCUACGAUGGUACCAAGGUUGCCGCGUGCUCCUCGAGUGGACGGGUUACCGUAUGGAGUAUCCUUGACAGAGGGAUCCUCUAUUCGCAUAUACUGGUCGACUUCCCGAACGACGGACUACCAUACCCCAUCGUCUUCGACAGUGCCUUGGAGAUGCUCGCCUACAUCCCUCAACGCCUUGACUCGCACCAUGAUCAUCAUGAGUACUCCAUCUCUGACUUGCGAACUGGAGAAACGAUGAUGACGGUCAGCGGGAUCGCCUCAAUGCCAACAUGUGGGGCAUUCUUGCGCAGCAAAGGACGCAUCAUUGUUGGCAGCAGCGACGGGGUCGCCCGCAUAGUUGACUAUGAACGAGCGAUUAAAUACGCCGCAGGCCCAAGACAUGGUGAUAGUGUUCGCGCAGUCGCUUUCGCCCCAGAUGGGCGUUUCAUUGCUUCUGGAGAUGAUUCGGGGCGUAUCCUUCUUUGGGACACGGAAAGGAAGGAGCAAGUUGGCCAUGUGCAGCCGCACAUAGAUGAAUGGGUCCGCGCUUUGGUUUUCACGCCCGAUGGGGAGUACUUGCUUUCCUGCGGCGAUGAUUGCAAGAUACGCGGAUGGCGUAUCCCAGCGCUGCAACCGGCGUACGACCCGCUCCCGUGGCAUGACGGGCCCAUUCGCGCCCUUGUCCUGUCGUCGGGUGGCCAGUAUCUCCUCACCGCGAGCGAGGAUAACUUUGCAUGCAUCUGGGAGCUUCCGGCACCCUCGGGCCCAACCGGCGAUCCUCGGCCUGUACUCGUACGACAGCUAAGUCAUGCAACUAGGGUUUUAUGUGCAGCCUUCAGCCGUGGUGGUAGUAGCUUGGCGGUCGGGGCUGCUGACGGUGUAGUCCAUCUAUGGCUUAGAGUUGGCAAUGACUAUACCAACUGGAGCAGUAGGUCACUCCUCGGUCAUGUCGGAUCCGUCAACGCGUUGGCUUAUUGCUCGAAUCUGGACUCCGGAAUAUUCGUAUCUGGAGGAGAAGAUCGUACAAUGCGCGUUUGGGAUCACCUAAGUGGCGCUACCCUCCGUACCAUCCAGGUGCACGACGUCGUACAUGCCAUAGCGGCGUGCCCUAUGGGUCAAUUGGUAUUCGCCGCAUCUCGCGAUGCCACCAUCCGCACCUGGGAUGCCAAUACAGGCGAAGAGACGGCCCUACCCCUCCGGAUCCAUUCAGCUCCGGUUCUGUGCGUCGCACUCUCAUCGGACGGGAGGCGCCUCAUCUCGGGCCAUUCAGAUGGUCGGGUGACCAUACACGACAUUGCCUCAUCUCUGCGCGUCUGGCCACAGGCUUUUCAGCGCUCCGCUCCUAGCCCGAGCAUGAUCUGUGGCGUAGACAAGGAGGGAAUCGCGCUCAGUGCUCAACUUUACAAAGACGGUUGGCUGCGCGGGGGUCGCGGAGAAACGCUGAUGUGGAUACCUCCCGCGUAUCGUCCGGGGUUUUGCGGCCCCUCUUGCAGCACCGUAUUGGGUGCUGCUGCAGUCCUGCUGGAUCUUUCGACCUUCGCCCACGGCGACGCGUGGUCGCCCUCGUACGCGCGCAGUCACCAGACCUAA